This is a messenger RNA of Fusarium poae, 1503 nucleotides long. RefSeq lists its product as uncharacterized. The record is from RefSeq and is a predicted model, not a curated record. Gene Ontology annotation, biological process: transmembrane transport. NCBI's taxonomy places the organism in Eukaryota, Fungi, Ascomycota, Sordariomycetes, Hypocreales, Nectriaceae. Gene Ontology annotation, cellular component: membrane. Bases 1 to 1503 code for a protein of 500 amino acids. The transcript has 4 exons. Gene Ontology annotation, molecular function: transmembrane transporter activity.
AUGUAUGAAGCGAUGACCACCACACAUCCUUCUACUCUCAGACCAGCACCGAGACCAAUGGACCAAUCGUCUCUUAAAGGUCACAUUCAGGUCCACCUGACCGUCGUGGACGACGACUGCUCACAGGUUCGAGCUAUCGAUGCCAUUCCGUCGUUGUCCCGCCUACAGAGAACAGUGGCUAUAUUCCAGCUUUGUGGCGUCAAUCUUGCCUGGAGCGUCUCAAACGGGCUCAUAAUCAUUAGCCUCCCGCGACUGACAGUAGACCUAAAUCUGCCUGAGUCGCUUGCCUUUUGGCCGUCUUCAGUCCAAGGAUUAGCUACAGCCUCCACGCUACUACUUGCAGGUAGCGUCGCCGACGUCCUGGGGCCGCGAAUGGUGAACCUGACUGGAUGUAUAAUCAAUGGCAUUUUCAUGAUCUCCGUCGGUCUUGUCGAGAACGGGAGACAGUUGGUUAUUCUGCGGGCGCUGCAGGGUAUUGCCAUAGCCAUGCACUUGGCCAGCUCUGUGGCUCUUGUGAGUAACACUCAACCGCAGGGCCGAAGCCGCAAUGUAUCCUUUGCUUGUCUAGGCCUGAGCCAGCUUCUGGGGUUUACUCUUGGUUUGAUUGUAGGUGGUGUAUUGGUCGAUAGCAUCGGGUGGCGUUCAGGAUGGUAUAUUUGCGGCGUUGUGACUCUGCUCCUAUUUGUCGUGGGUCUGUGGUCGCUGCCAAAAUUAGAACUGCCUGGUUCUUUCCGAAGUACGCUGUAUAGCUUGAGGCUCAAAGUCGACUGGGUAGGAACUCUACUUGCGUCCGCGCUCAUGGCUCUGUUGUCUUACUUCCUAUCCAUUAUCGGAACCGAUGUUCAUCGCGUCAAGGAAGUAGGCAGCAUCGUGCUUCUAUGUCUUUGUUUCGUGAUUGCGCCCCUCUUCAUCGGUUGGAUGCACUUUCAAGUCAAAAGAGAUAAGCCAGCGCUGAUUCCCAAUGGUUUCUGGGCGAAUAGUGCGUUUGCAGCCGUCUGUGGCACCGUAGCUUUGUCCUUCGCGGCGUUGAACUCUAUGGACCUCAUGACUAGCCUUUAUUUUCAGGAAAUCCAGCAUCUCUCGGCUCUUGAUGCGUCUAUUCGGAUCGUCCCCAGCGCUGUCGUCGGACUAACGCUUAACCUGACCACAGGUUUUAUUGUAAACAGGGUACCGGCUGUCUGGCUCGUGAACGCCACAACUCUGCUGUCAUCAGGCUCGCCACUUCUCAUGGCUCUGAUGAAGCCUGGAUGGUCUUAUUGGACUGGCGCCUUCCUUGCCCAGAUUCUUCUACCGUUUUCCUUUGAUAUCCUCUUUACUGUCGGGCAUCUCAUAAUUACUGAAGCAUUUCCCCGUGAAAGCCAAUCUCGGGCAGGUGCUGUUUUUCAUACAGCUGCGCAGUUUGGGAACGCCGUGGGUUUAGCUACGACCCAAGCGGUUUCGGCUUUAUUCACGAAGAAGCAUGCCCACCUGGAAUAUUCGGAGGCGCUUGUGACGGAGUCGUAG